Acomys russatus (golden spiny mouse) is the source of this 882-nucleotide messenger RNA. Its product is annotated as 40S ribosomal protein S3-like. Gene Ontology annotation, molecular function: structural constituent of ribosome; RNA binding. The record is from RefSeq and is a predicted model, not a curated record. Gene Ontology annotation, biological process: positive regulation of apoptotic signaling pathway; translation. Lineage: Eukaryota; Metazoa; Chordata; Mammalia; Rodentia; Muridae. Gene Ontology annotation, cellular component: nucleus; cytosolic small ribosomal subunit.
CUUUCGGCAGCGAGCGGCUGCAAGAUGGCGGUACAGAUUUCCAAGAAGAGGAAGUUUGUGGCUGAUGGCAUCUUCAAAGCCGAACUGAAUGAGUUCCUCACUCGGGAGCUGGCCGAAGAUGGCUACUCUGGAGUCGAAGUCCGAGUUACACCAACCAGAACAGAAAUCAUCAUUUUGGCCACCAGAACACAGAAUGUUCUUGGGGAGAAAGGUCGUCGCAUCAGAGAGCUGACCGCAGUGGUUCAGAAGAGGUUCGGCUUCCCUGAAGGCAGUGUAGAGCUUUAUGCAGAGAAGGUAGCUACAAGAGGUCUGUGUGCCAUUGCCCAGGCUGAGUCUCUGCGUUACAAACUGCUAGGAGGGCUUGCUGUGCGAAGGGCCUGCUAUGGUGUGCUUCGGUUUAUUAUGGAGAGUGGGGCCAAGGGCUGCGAGGUCGUGGUGUCUGGGAAGCUCCGAGGACAGAGGGCCAAGUCCAUGAAGUUUGUGGAUGGCUUGAUGAUCCACAGUGGGGACCCUGUUAACUACUACGUUGACACCGCCGUGCGCCAUGUGCUCCUCAGACAGGGUGUGCUGGGCAUCAAGGUGAAGAUCAUGCUGCCCUGGGACCCCAGUGGUAAGAUCGGCCCCAAGAAGCCUCUGCCUGACCACGUGAGCAUCGUGGAACCUAAGGAUGAAAUCUUGCCCACCACGCCCAUCUCAGAGCAGAAGGGUGGGAAGCCAGAGCCGCCUGCCAUGCCCCAGCCCGUGCCUACGAGUAACAACAAUGAAGCCUUAUCCAGACAACAGGACAUCAGGGAAAAGCUUCACCAACUGCUGCCCAAAGACAGAAAGGGCCACAUUGAAGUGAGAGUGAAAACACAGAGAAUGGGAGUGUUAAAAGUGUAG